This is a messenger RNA of Podospora pseudocomata, 1591 nucleotides long. RefSeq lists its product as uncharacterized. The record is from RefSeq and is a predicted model, not a curated record. Lineage: Eukaryota; Fungi; Ascomycota; Sordariomycetes; Sordariales; Podosporaceae. The coding region runs from base 718 to 1389 and encodes 223 amino acids. The transcript has 5 exons.
GCAACUGUCAAGCUAGCUCCCGUGACCUGACUGCCGGAUUGCAUUCUCUGCAUUGCUUGUUCUGCCUGCGCAUGUCCCGUGAUCUCAGUGCAGUCUCGAGUCUGUGGAAGGAACCACUUCUCUGCCUGUUUUAGACCGGAUGCUUGUCUCCGCCAUUUUCGCUCCAGCUUCAAGGGCACCAGAUCGCUAUAUCUGCAGAUAUGCAAGCAGGUAUUCGUCGGCUCCAAGUCAGAUCGAUAGCUCUCAUCUGUUAGAGCUCUAUCUCAGCCAGUGUUCGGCACUCAGGUUGCAGACAAGAGUGUCAGAGCACGGCAUCAAUGGUCUCCAUCAAAACGUGCGGGUUGAUAUUGGCCAGCCAGCUUCUCAUUCGACAGAAAAUCUGGGGCACACACAACCUCAUUUGUCACCCAUCCUCGACGAUGUAGUUUUCCUGGAUUGCUAACUUCGUCUGCAGCUUUGACUGGCUCAUCACGAUAGCAUGGACAGCUAAAGACUCCAAUCGUGGCCACAGACGGGCCGUUUCAUAUACACUCUCUGAUCCUUUCAACCCGGCAUUUGCGGCCCAAUGUUAUCCGCAGUGGUUGAAAUGGCCGUCUUGUUCUUCUUUAUAUACUGGUAUACUGGCAAAGCUGUGUCCUAAUCAGCUAGUUAAGGAUCUCAAGACCAAACCUAGCACUUUGGUUGAAAUUUCUCUAGUUCAUCUUUGAUACCAUCAACAUGAAGGUUUUCCCCAUUGUUACUGCCCUUACGCUGGGUGUUGCUGAUGUCUCAGCCCACUACAUCUUCCAGCAGUUCGGUGUUGGCUCAACAAAGUUCGGCGUCUUCGAACACAUUCGCAAGAACAACAACCACAACUCGCCAGUGACCAGCUUGUCAGACAACAAUCUCCGUUGCAAUGUCGGAGGAGCCUCAGGUGCUAGCACCAGUAUUGUCAAUGUUAAGGCUGGAGACUCGGUGACCUUUUACACUGAUCAAGCUGUGUACCACCAAGGACCUAUUUCUCUCUACAUGUCGAAGGCGCCUGGCUCAGUUAAAGAAUACGACGGAUCCGGUGAAUGGUUCAAGAUCUACGAUUGGGGCCCGACCAUCAACGGCGGCCAAUCAUCCUGGCCAAUGAGAUCAUCCUACCAAGCCAACCUGCCCAGGUGCAUCCCCAACGGAGAGUACCUCCUCCGCAUCCAAUCCCUCGCCAUACACAAUCCAGGCUCAACCCCCCAAUUCUAUAUCAGCUGCGCGCAAAUCAACGUUUCCGGUGGUGGAAACUCCAGCCCCAGUCCCACGGUCAAGAUCCCUGGCGCUUUCAAGGCUACCGACCCCGGAUACACUGCCAACAUCUACAACAACCUCCAGUCCUACACCGUCCCAGGACCCAAGGUGUUCACCUGCUAAGCGCGGCAUAGGUCAAAUGAUGGAUGUGUAUAUAGUCCCACUACAGGCAGCGACACGACAUGAUGGGGCAUUUUGAAUAAUGAUUUUUUCAAGGAAAACAUGCAUUGACUUGUUUCAAGCUUACUCCUGAGGGCGGCCUGGUUCCUCCCGUCCCGGGCUGGCCGGUCCGCCUUGCCCCCAGUCCCGCCGAAGGAUCGGCGCU